Molecule: messenger RNA, 1852 nt
Organism: Pistacia vera
Lineage: Eukaryota; Viridiplantae; Streptophyta; Magnoliopsida; Sapindales; Anacardiaceae
Exons: 7
Coding region: 215-1570 (451 amino acids)
Biological process (GO): clathrin-dependent endocytosis; clathrin coat disassembly
Cellular component (GO): cytoplasm; vesicle; intracellular membrane-bounded organelle
Molecular function (GO): clathrin binding
Source: RefSeq, a predicted model, not a curated record
CCCAGUGGGGUCUCCAUUCUCCAACCCAAACCUUCUUUCCAGAUAAGCAAACACCAUGCCAACUUGUUAAUCAUCAUCAUCGUAUAUAUACACAUAUUAAUCCACUCUCUUAAUCAACAACAUCAUUUCUUCUGAAUUUAAUCUUCUUUUAUACAGUUUUACUUGAUGAACAUUUCGUUUUAGUAAAGUUUAUUUGAGAGAAGCGAGGACAGUUAUGGAUGAAUCCUGGCGAAUGCGAAUGGGAUCAUCAAUGCAAUCAUUACCGUCUAGAAAAUCAAUGGCCGAGGUAGCCACACGUCACUCUUUCACUUCCACUACUCUUGAUCCCGAAGAUUUCGCCGACGUUUUCGGCGGCCCACCAAGGACGCUUCUCUCCCGGAAAUUCUCCAGUGACUUUACCAACUCCUCUUCCUUCUACGCCGAGAUAUUUCGGAAUCCGUCUCCCGAGUUGCUUUCUCCGCCCAAAAUGAGGGGCCGGGUCUUACCGGCCUUCAGGAUCCCAGUCAGGUGCGACGGCUUCUACGGUGACGUUUUUUCAUACACCGGACGGAAAUCAAGGGAGCGGUCUCGGCCCAAGUCAAAUCCCUCCUCAGUUUUGAGCUCGGAGGAGCUGAGUCCUCUCCGGCCGCUGGACGGGGAUGACGUGGCGUUGUCUUCUUAUGCUUCCAAGCUCAGGCCAAUCAACGUUCCAUGUAGAUGGAAUUCAGGAGAUGAUGAAGAUGAUAAGGCUGAGCCGAGACAAGAGGAAGGUGAAGGUGAAGGUAUGGAAAAUGAAAACAAUAAUGAGUUUUGCAGAAGCUCUUAUUAUUAUGGAUUGUCAGGACGUGUUUCAUCCCCAGAAACCAUUAUUAGUCUUGAACACAAUUCAUUUCCAAGUAUCAAAGUGUGUGUGGAUGAUUUACAUCUCACAAACUCCCCUUCAUCUCCUGCUGCCUCUUCAGUACUCUGUCAAGAAGAACAAGUAGUUGAUGACGAUGUUAUGAGUUCCUAUGUGAUUGAGAUCAAUUCUGACUAUAGAGAUGGAAUUGGCGAAGCAGUUUCCAUCGAUGAGGCCAUUGCUUGGGCCAAGGAGAGCUUUCACACUCACACUUCCUCAUCAUCACAACAAAAACACAAUCAAGUGGCUAAUGAAGGGUCUAAGGUUAAUGAAGUUUUAGAUCGAGAAAUUCAAGGACAUGGAACCGAGCAUAUGCAUUCUCUCAUGGGCGAACAAAGGAACUGGACAACUGAAGAAGGAAAAGAACAGCCAGAAGAACAUACUGAAAUGGAGCUUUUGGAAGAAGAAAUAAGAUUGUGGGCAUCUGGUAAGGAAACCAAUAUCCGUUUGCUGCUUUCAGCCCUACAUCAUAUAUUGUGGUCCAAUAGUGGUUGGUAUGCUGUUCCUUUAACAAACCUCAUCGAUAGCUCACAUGUGAAGAAGGCAUAUCAAAAAGCCAGGCUUUGUCUCCACCCAGACAAACUACAGCAAAGAGGAGCAACACCCCAGCAAAAAUAUGUUGCAGAGAAGGUCUUUGCCAUCCUUCAGGAUGCAUGGACGGCAUUUAUCUCUGAAGAUGUUUUCUUUAAGUAGUAUUGCAUUCAAACCUUGGGAACUCAGUUUUGACCAAAAUGUGGAACAGUCUGUUGUAACCUAGAAUCAAGUCCUGAAUACUGUUGGUACCAUGUUGGCCGGAAAGUGUAACUUUAUAUUGUAUUUCAUAUCUAUACGUUGAUAUUAUGUUUCACAAGAUCUUGAUAAUUGAUAAGCACCAAAGAUGGAAAAGAUAUAUACAGAGGCUGCAAUUUUGACUUACUGGUUUGUGUAAAACAUAGCAUUAAUUAGACUUUUAUCAAAACUGUGAUCUUCUUCAUU